Molecule: messenger RNA, 721 nt
Organism: Helianthus annuus (common sunflower)
Lineage: Eukaryota; Viridiplantae; Streptophyta; Magnoliopsida; Asterales; Asteraceae
Product: acyl carrier protein 1, chloroplastic
Exons: 3
Coding region: 191-514 (107 amino acids)
Biological process (GO): fatty acid biosynthetic process
Molecular function (GO): acyl carrier activity
Source: RefSeq, a predicted model, not a curated record
GUGUUAACUUGGCGGGAGACGCUGCUAGGGAUAACAAGUAGAACAAAAUCAUUCCAAGGCAUGUUUAACUAAUGCUGGUUCUAUUGCUGAAGAAGACCACGCUGCAAAAGAGCCUAAAUUUAUUUUAACUAAAGCUGGUUCUGUUUAAAAUGAUUUUAUUCAGGCACCAACAAGGGUCUCUGGCCUGAAGAUGGUUUCUUUCUCCAAUAUGGGAAUAACCAAUCUCCCAUUGUCAUUCUGUCGCCUUCAAAUUUCAUGUGAUGCCAAACCAGAGACAGUAGACAAGGUUUGCAACAUAGAUAGAAAACAACUGGAUCUAAAAGAAGAUAUGUCAGUUUCUGGUGAAUCAAAGUUUGCUGCACUGGGAGCUGAUUCACUUGACACGGUCGAGAUUGUGAUGGGGCUUGAGGAAGAGUUUGGUAUCACCAUUGAAGAAGAGAGUGCCCAGAAUAUUGCGACGGUUCAAGAUGCUGCAGAUCUUAUCGAGAAGAUUCUUGAGAAAGACAGUGCGUAAUCAGAGUGAGGUUCUUGUAUACUUUUUCUUGUUUUUGUUGAUUUCAACUGUUCCUAGUGUUUGUUGGUGUAUCAUGGAGUAUUGUUAGUUGUUUUUAGGUUCUUAGUUGGUAUGCUGGUUACAUGAUUAGAGUGGUAUUUUUAAUGAAUUUGCUUGCUACAAUAAAUAAACUAUUAAUAUAUCAAGUCUCUUGGUUAAGAUGAGAUA